Messenger RNA from Parnassius mnemosyne (clouded apollo), 2824 nucleotides. NCBI's taxonomy places the organism in Eukaryota, Metazoa, Arthropoda, Insecta, Lepidoptera, Papilionidae. The record is from the annotation of a GenBank genome assembly.
AGUGUGUGCGGAUCAGUUGAAAGCGGUGAACGUCCGUUUCCUACGGUGCGGAUCUCUCUGAGUAUUUUACGAGCGAUUGAACAAAUCCUGACGACAGUUUUAGUGUAAGGUUCUAUGAUUAAGUGUAGUGUUGUGUGCUAGUGUCUCGCUCGAGGUGCCAUAACAGGGAUCCCUUAUCAACUGAGAUGCGUGUAAACAGUAUUCUCCUACAUUCGUAGGAUAAAAGACUGUGAAAUGGAACGAAGUAGCCAGUUUUUCAAAAGUGAUUGAACAAAAAAUGUGUGAGUGAAGAAGGAUCGAGUGUAAUUUGAAAAAAAAAAAUGGGGACAGUGCGUGUAAACCUGUUUAAAAAAGUGACGGGUGUCAUCCUUCUUAUUUGGAUUGCUGAUGCUAUAGCCUUGCGGGACGUGCAGCUUAUAGCCCCAUCGGCAGUCAGACUUGGAGAUACAGUGCUACUCGGUUGUAAGUGGACAUUAGAAGGAAACGAGACAUUGUACAGUGUAAAGUGGUACCGAGGGCGACAAGAAUUUUUCAGUUAUCUCCCCAAGGAAUAUCCGUAUACAAGGAUAUUUGCGCAACCCGGCAUUGAUGUCGACGUAUCCAAGUCGUCAUCGCAACAAGUGGUGCUACGUGAAGCGACACGCGCUUUAGCCGGCCGCUACCGUUGCGAAGUGUCCGCGGACGCCCCGUCGUUCCACACUCAAGUUCGAUCCGCCUAUAUCCACGUUGUGGGUGAGUGAUCUUGUUUCCAAUUUCUCGACAUAUUAAUUUUUUAAAGUUAGCUUAGUACUGUAAUAUGUGUAUAUAUAAAAUACUUACAUAAUAUACAGAAGAGUAUUGCUAAUAAUAUAUUAUGCUGUGCGUUGUUUUUGCCAGAUACAAAUAAAUAGCAAUAUCUAUGAAACAGAUCAAUAAUAAAACCUAACAUUUUUGUCUGCAAAUAAAACUAUCCAUAUAAAAUUGUGAACGUUUCUCUAAUUCAGAUCAAUUUGCAAAAACGUUGGACAUAUCAACGAUAUCCGCCAUGUCCAUGAGACUGAGAGCUAUUUGCAUAGCCGAAUAGGGUCCAUCGAUCGCAACAUCCCGCUGUGUCAUGACUAUACCGUUAUUGAACGAGGAAAACUUCGUUCCAGAUCUUAAUAAUUUAGGUUGACUUCAUUUUAGUUUGAUUUGAAGGCAAGGAAUCAGUAUUAAAUAAAAUAAAUCAAAAUAAUCAAAUACUUUACAGAAAUCGUGUUAUUUAAUGAUAAAAAGAGGUACUGACUGAAAUACUCGUAAAAUGAUUAGAAUGUUCUUUUUAUAUAAGCAAGAAUGACAAACAAGCACUUAGUUUACCUCAUGGUAAGUAGAUAACAGACAUCUAUACUUAUCCUUGAUUAAGAAUCAAAUACAGAUACGUUGAGGGUAUUCGAUUCUCGUCACUAAUUAUUAUACGAAAGGUAGAGCCUUAUGAUGCUAUUUCAAACAAGUAAUAUGUGCGGAAGUUACCAUAGUUCGUUCUGCCGACCCAUUUGUGCUAUAACUAUAAGACUGCAGUGUAACUACGCGGCGUCAAAAUGUCUAGGAAAUUACUAAAAUUUCAUAGUAUACUAACGUAAAUAGCAUAAUAAUAAUAUAAUUUUUCGAAUAAUGAAAGAUAGGAAUCGAUGACUGAAUAGGUAAUAAGAAACAAGGCGUUGUGUCCUAGUCCUAAAGAAUUAUAACCCUAGGUGGGUAAUUCUUAACGUAGCGUCGCGUCGUUUGACUAUCUCGUCGGCGUAGUGGCGUAAGUACGACAGCUGAUCAUGGGACCCUAGUAAUCCCGAGUCGGGCAAACAUUUGUUAAUAGGGGUUUCUGACCAGAAAUUCUCAAUAGUAGCAGAAUGUUGGCGGUGUUUCACACCCGUGCCUCGGAAUUACGUAAAGCCAUUGGUCCUGUACCUAAUCUUUCCCCAGUCGUGUCAGUUUGUCGUGCUAUCGGAUCAUGAGAGUGAGGGCAUAGAGCGUGUACCUGUGUUUGCGCAACCACACUACGCAGAUGGCUCGUCGUUACUCUUAUCGUAAUAUUGAAAUUGAUGUGUCUGAUCUACAGGGAACAUAUAUUAAAUGUGUUUCAUCUAUACAUACAUACAAAUAAAUAAGAUUGAAGUGUCUGUUUGUAAUUUCAAAAUUACAGCUUUUUACUAAAUACAUUUAGAUGUGUUAGAGCCAUGCUGCAGCUAUAUUAGUAGUGUAGUUGUAGCAAGAAUGGGUCGACUCGACCGGGGAAGGACCACGCUCUCACAGAAAACCAGCGUAAAAUAGCAGCUUAACGCUGCUGUGUUUCGUUUGGUGAGUGUAGAGAACCGGAGACCCCUUUUACUGGCAAAGAGGCAUUCCAUCUUGGUCUUCACGGGUGACAACGCAUCUGCAUCUUGAGUCUUUAUUGAGAAUAGAUGUAGAUGUCUAUGGGUCACAGUAGCCACUUGACAUCGGGUGGACUGUAUGCUUGUUUGUCACCCUAUCCUAUAAAAAAAAACAUGUGAAAGUAUAUACGGUACUAUUAACAUAAUACAGUUUUUAAAGUUUUUGUCUGUCUUUGUGUCUGUCUGCCUGUUUGUUCCGGCUAAUCUCCGAUACGGGUGUACCGAUAUUGACGGGAUUUUUAGAUAGCUGAUAUCACAAGGAGUAACUUAGGCUACUUUUAUUUUAGAAAAAGAAUUAGGGUUCCGCGCAAAAAAAUUAAAAAUCCAAAUAACACGCGGGCGAAGUCGCGGGGAACAGUUAGUACUUACAUAAAAAUAUUUAAAUAUUCGUACUUAACGUAUCUAAUAUGUAAUUGUGAUUACUAUUGUCUUUUAUUACU